CGUUUCCUGAUGAUGCGUUGAUGCAUCUUGACGGCUGGAUGAAGACGUUUCUCUCGGCUGUGAAGGAAGAAGGGAGGGGGAGAGACGGCGGGGAGGAGGAAGACAGUGAAAGAGAGUCGACUGAUCGAUUAGCCCAGCCUAGUCCCGAGAGAGACUGAAGAGGAGAAACAACGUGACUGGGAUGGAGUUGGGUGUUGUGCUGUGGAUGGUUUUCACCUUAACUGGAAGCACAUCAGCAGUGCCAGUGACGGACCAGUACAGCAGAGCCGUGGAUUGGUUAAGCAGAUAUGGUUACCUUCCUCCUCCUGACCCACGAACAAGUCAGCUACAGACCAAAGAGGGGAUCGAGAAGGCCAUCCGUGUUAUGCAGAGAUUCGGAGGAGUUCCUGAAACAGGACAGCUUGAUGCUGCAACCUUCAAACUCAUGUCCACACCACGCUGCUCCCUGCCUGAUAUUGUUGGAAGUGAAGAGAUGCUGAGAAGAAGGAGGAGGAAGAGAUACGCCCUGUCAGGCCUUAAGUGGCAUAAGACAGACCUCACAUGGAGUGUCCACAAUUACCCAUCGCCCUCACUCUCCCCUGACUUGUCAAGCCAUUUGGUAGACAACAUCCUGAUUCACGCCUUCAAAGCCUGGAGCGACGCCGCCCCCUUGAUUUUCCGUCGGCUUGACGUUGACAGCAGGGGGGCGGGGCCCGGAGGGGACAUCAGAGUGUCUUUUUCCCGCUCGCUUCACAACGACGGGUACCCUUUUGACGGGCAGGGUGGCACCCUGGCCCAUGCCUUCUUCCCCACCGGGGAUGAAGUGGCUGGUGACACUCACUUUGAUGAUGAUGAGAGCUGGAGCUAUGGAGGUGACGAUGGCACUACAGACUUGUUCACAGUUGCAGUGCAUGAGUUUGGCCAUGCACUUGGCCUGUCCCAUUCUUCAGCUGAUCCGUCCAUCAUGAGGCCCUACUACCAAGGCCCUGUGGGAAGCAUCUCCAACUUCCAUCUGGCCCUGGACGACAGGCUGGCCAUCCAACAGCUUUAUGGUGUGAAGGAUGGUGGGCAACCAGGUGGUGGUAAUCCUGACCUCCCACGCCUGCCCAGUCCUCCUCCUCCCAGACCAACACAGCAUGCUGAUCCCUCGUUCAAUGAGCGCUGUCAGGGAGGUUUUGACGCUGUGGCAAACAUCCGGGGAGAGGUCUUCUUUUUUAAAGGGGCCAACUUUUGGAGGACCAAGAGGGAUGGGUCUUUGGUGUCACUCUACCCGGCCCAGAUCAGAAACUUCUGGAUGGGCCUUCCACCAGGAACAAAAAAGAUCGACGCUGUGUAUGAGAGGAGGAGUGACAGCCACAUCAUCUUCUUUAUCGGGUCUCAGUACUGGGUCUUCAAGGACACACAGGCCAUGAGAGGCUAUCCUCGGCCACUCUCUGACUGGGGCAUGAAGACGAGCAGUGGGAAGGAUGUGGACAAAGUGGAUGCAGCCUUCAUCUGGGCACACAAUGGAAAGACAUAUCUGUUCAGUGGUGGAGAGUUUUGGAGGUUUGAUGAGACCCAAAGAGGUGGGCCAAGUCCCAGGAAGCCUGACCAGAACUACCCUCGACGCAACAGCCUGUGGGCUGGAGUUCCCCCUGACAUGGAUGAUGUCAUCAGCUGGGGUGAAGGAGACGCCUACUUCUUCAAAGACAACCUUUACUGGGUGCUGAGCAAUGGAGGACUGAACCAGGGCGACAUCACUCCCAAAUCAAUUGCUGUGGAGUGGCUCAGAUGCCCUGCAACCUCCACUGCAGCCGCUCCUCGGGGGCCAAAGGAAUGCAGCUGUGACUUAAAGGCUUCAUCUUCAUUUGUAAAAAGCAGCUGGCCCCUCCUGCUCUCUGUUGUAUGUAUAGCUAAUAUGUUUAUUUAAGAAUAGCAACCUUAAAUGGAUCAAAAACCGAGUGUCUUCAGGUUUUUAUUGUUUAUUUUUUUACUAGCUCCUUAAUCCCUUGGAGAGUAGUAAAAGCUCUUUACACCAUCAUCCACACAGAGUACAUUACAACCUGCCCACUGGUUUCAAAUUACAAAGUAGUGACAUGAAAGCAUAUAUAUUAAAUCUCCUCCUUAUGCUUUAACAAAAGGCCAGUGCUAAUGUAAAUCCCUUGCCUUAUCAGAACGUAUCGCUGACUUGUUAAAGCAGUGCAUUUUGCAUCCUCCAACCCUCCUGCUAUGGGAUUACAGUUCUUCUUUAGUGGGUUAGAUUACAUGGAGGGUGUGUAGGAUAAUGCAUGGAAAUACUAUACAGAAACCCAGCACUCAGGCCACUCCCACACUAUGAGGUCUUACAAAACAAACCUUUAUUGCGAUUGUGAAACUGGUGACACAAACAUAAUUAAUAGCAAUAGUCCACUUCUACAUCAAAGCUAUAAUUGCUGUGCCUCUACAAACAAAAAAUUUCUUUAUCACAUCUUAAUAUUUUGUAUAUUUUAGCUUUUGUACAUGUGAUUAGUGGAUCGACUUUAUAUCACGUUGUUAAGAAAAAGAACGUUGCUUGAUUGUUAUUUUAUGCUGUUCUUGUUAUUGCUUUGUACUUCUUAUGGCUCACAUGCUCUGGUGCGUUUCAGUUCAGUCAAGAGAAAUUAUCCAGAUCAUCAACAUGGCAUGCUUUCAAAUUCUAGUGUCAAAAUUCAGCAGAGGUAAACUGAGGAAAAGAGGUAUGAAAACAGAAUUAGGGCUGAGUGCUUCUGUGUUGCCGCUGGUGUACGUGCAGAAGAGAUAAUGAACAGAGGUGGAACAGGUUUGUUGCCGGCUGAUGAUAUCAGGUCACUUUAAUUAGGUGUUGUUUUGCUAAUAGAGACUAACUAAAGCUACACCAGUACCUCACACAUAUGUAUUGGAUUUUUUAAAUGAAUAAAACAUUGAAAAGUAAACUAAUUCUGAUUGUAAAUAUAAUAAAGAUGGCACAUCUAGAACAAAAUCGUGAAAAUAUAUAAAUAAAAUUAAAUACACACAUGCACACAAGACCAAUAUGCGUGAUCUAAACUGAUGUCUUUUGCAAUCAAUGUUAAAGUUGCAGUAAUCCAUUUAUAACAAAAAUAAAAUUAUAGCAAACAAAGAGAAAACUAAACAGAACACAUCUCACCCACCCCACUUUCCAGUAUAGCUCUCUAUUUCCUUUCAUUCAUUUACAUGUUCUUGCCUGUUUAUACUCUCACAUAAGUUAACUUGGUCUAGGAAGAGCCAUGGUUCCAAAACCAUCUUGAUCUAGAGAUCUUGGUAAAGAGAUCCCAGAUGUUAUUAAAGGUUUCCGGUUUUCUCCUGACAUUAUAUAGGAUCUUUUUGGGAGUGCAGUAAGAUGCCAAUUCAUUUAUCCAAUGCCUUGUUGAUGGAGAGUCUCUAGUUUUUCACUUGGGGUGAAUGCAUUUCUUCGUUGCAACAAGCGAGUAAUAUGAAAUAUUUCUUUGAACUAAAUGUCUUAACAGAACUCAGGUCUCCCAGUAUCCAUAGUUUAGGGUCUUGCUUGAUACUGCAGUUAAUUAUCUUUAAAGUUAGUGCUUUGGUAUUUUUCCAGAAAGCUUCUAUCACAGGACAACUCCAAAACAUGUGGAAGAGAUCUCCUUGAACAAUUUUACAUCUUUGACACAUAGGAGAUAUGCUGUUAUUAGUUUUAUGUAGUCUGUAGAGGGAUAAUAUGUUCUGUUAAGUAUGUUGAACUGUAUUUGUCUAUGAUUUUUAAUGGGCAAAUUUGAGGACUUACCCUCUUUGGUGCCCUUUUAAUGGACAAAUUUGCCAAAUUGCCCUCUUUUACAUGUCUAAUGGUGGAGAAAAAUAUAAAGUUUUGUAAUUUUCAUUUUAUCAAGUUAAUAUUUAAAUUUAUUUAAAGUGUGUAACAACUAUGUGCACAUUAAUUUCAGUCUGUCUAAUAACCAGAUAAAAACUCCUCACAGGAGUUUUGAAUCAGGGAAAAGCACAGGAUGACAUGGCCAAGGUUCCUCUUGGAGCAUUUAGACUCAGUUUACACCUGUCGUUAAAAUACGGUGUUCAUUUAAAAAUACAGACAUUUGGUGACACUGGAAGACUCAAAAACACAAACUGUCAUCCACCUUUGCAUUAAACUUCUGCCAGACUAGUCAGACUAAGGAGAUGUGCUUUCAGUGACAAUAAGAAAAUCCCAGAAACAGAGGAGUACACUUAAAAGAUCAGAUCUCUUCCAUUUGUAAAUAGGAAAUGUUAAAGCUUUCUUUAUAUGUAGCUCUCCUAUACCUACAUGCACAAUUACAAUAAUACAAUAAAUUCUUUUGGAUAUUUUAUAUUAUCAUUUGAAUUUGCAGAUGUGUUGUUCUUAAGCCAUGUUCUGUAAUUAUAAUGCAGUAAACCAUUGUGUGCUUAAAUCAAUGAGGAUUUUGGAUUUUUACUCAACUGUAGCGUCUCUCUGAGUAAAAGUCAAAUGUAAUGACUCUGAAAGUUUGUUCCAUAUGUUGUGUUGAAGCAGAAAAGAUUUAAAUAACCAUUUGAUAAAACUGCUUUUAAAUUG
This is a messenger RNA of Cheilinus undulatus (humphead wrasse), 4492 nucleotides long. RefSeq names its product matrix metallopeptidase 25b (gene mmp25b). Gene Ontology annotation, cellular component: extracellular matrix. The record is from RefSeq and is a predicted model, not a curated record. NCBI's taxonomy places the organism in Eukaryota, Metazoa, Chordata, Actinopteri, Labriformes, Labridae. The transcript has 11 exons. Bases 182 to 1888 code for a protein of 568 amino acids. Gene Ontology annotation, molecular function: zinc ion binding; metalloendopeptidase activity. Gene Ontology annotation, biological process: collagen catabolic process; proteolysis; extracellular matrix organization.